AUGAGUGAAGAAGGUCCCAAGCUUUACGCCAACAAACCCAAGAAGAAGGCCAUUAUUGCUCAGCUGAAGCACGUCGAGGCCAAUUUCAAUAACUCCACCGUUCCUCCACCAUCAGCUUCGUCUCCGGCAGCAGCAGCGGCGGCUUCGUAUACGAUGGGUGGUGGUUCUGCUCCUCCUCCUCCGCCUCCGAAGGAAUCAUUCGCCCGGAGAUAUAAAUUUGUCUGGCCGCUUCUUCUCACCGUCAAUCUCGCCGUCGGAGGUUACCUUUUCUUUAGAACUAAGAAAAAGGACAUAGAACCUGCAAAUGAAGAGAUGGCUGCUAAAUCUGGUUCACUCGCUGCUCCUGUUACCGUGGAAAAGUCCGUGUCUUCCACAGUGGUUGCAGAGCCGAUGGUGAUCAAGGCACGUGAGCCAAUACCGGAGAAGCAACAACGCGAGCUCUUCAAAUGGAUGUUGGAGGAGAAAAGGAAAGUCAAACCGAGAAAUGCAGAAGAGAAGAGGCGUAUUGACGAAGAAAAGGCGAUUCUGAAACAAUUCAUAGGAGCCAAAACCAUUCCUACUCUAUGA
Molecule: messenger RNA, 567 nt
Organism: Microthlaspi erraticum
Lineage: Eukaryota; Viridiplantae; Streptophyta; Magnoliopsida; Brassicales; Brassicaceae
Source: the annotation of a GenBank genome assembly